AUGGGCAACGAGGCCAGCCUGGAGGAGGGAGGCGGAGAGGGGCCACCGCCGCCGCCGGGCGGCCCCGGGCCCGGCCCCGCGGGGAAGGCGCCUUCAGCACCAGGCAUCGGAGGACAGCUCCCCCCGGCCGGGGCGGCGCGGGCAGCGGCCGCCCAGCCAGCCCCCAGCCCCGGGCUCGGCCCGGCCAGCCCUGCCCGGCCCACCGCCCCGGACACCGCCAGCUUAUCAAGAAGACUGGAUCCAAAAGAUCAACUGGUGGGACAGAGAUCGCCUUCCCCAACUCUUAAACAGGCUGCUUAUAGCAACGAAAGUGCAAGAGAGUUGAGGACUCAUGGACAGGCCAGCCAACAGGCAGAUGGACCCAGAAGGACGCUCCAGGUGGAGAGCAGGAUGCAGAGAUCAGGACGGUCUCCCUCUGUGUCACCGGACCGAGGCAGCACCCCUACGUCGCCUUAUUCUGUCCCCCAGAUUGCACCCCUCCCGAGCAGCACCCUCUGUCCUAUAUGCAAGACAACCGAUCUCACUUCUUCUCCCAACCAGCCAAACUUCAACACCUGUACUCAGUGUCACAACAAAGUCUGCAAUCAGUGUGGAUUCAACCCCAACCCCCAUCUCACAGAGGUGAAGGAAUGGUUAUGCUUGAAUUGCCAGAUGCAGAGAGCUUUGGGAAUGGACAUGACUACAGCACCCCGCUCCAAAAGCCAACAGCAGUUGUACUCCCCUGUUCUUUCUCCAUCCCACUCCCCAGCCAAACAAACCCAACCUCAGCCCCAGGUGAAGAUUGAACCCGAGAAAGCGGCAGAAACUAUGCAGCCAGAUGUUCGGCAGGGGAUCGGGGUACUCCCGCCUGAGGCGCCCAAGCCCCAUGCAGCUUCAGUGCAGAGAGAAUCCCAUAGCCAAGGCCCACCCAAACCUGCUGCAUCUCAGGAAGCCAUGAGGUCUUCCCCUCAGCAUCUACAAGCAAAGCCUUCCUCUGACGAGCAGAGAAAAACUGUAGGAGAUUCUCCGGCAAGAAGUUCGGCGCCACCACUUAGUGGUGGAGUACAGGAGCCACCCCAAGAGGGACUCACUGGGAAACUCUUUGGGUUUGGGGCAUCUCUUCUGACCCAGGCCAGCACGUUGAUGUCGGUCCAGCCAGAAGCCACCCCCCAAAGCCAGCAGUCCCCUGGCAAAGUGCCUCCAAAAAUUGUCUUCAGUGAUGCCAGCAAAGAAGUUGGCCCCAAGGUAUCUGGAGCUGGAGCAGGAGUUGGACCUAGAGCUGGGCCUGGAGCUGGACUGAGAGCUGGGCCUGGACCUGGACCUGGACCGAGAGCUGGGCCUGGACCUGGACCUGCACCUGGUCCGAGAGCUGGGCCCAGGCCCGGACCUGGACCUGGACCGAAAGCUGGGCCUGGACCUGGAGCUGGACCUGGAACUGGACCGAGAGCUGGGCCUGGACCUGGACCUGGAACUGGACCGAGGGCUGGGCCUGGACCUGGAACUGGACCCAGGGCUGGGCCUGGAGCUGGACCAAAAGCCGCACCUGGAGCUGGGCCAGGAGUUGGACAGAGGGCAGGGCCUGGAGCAGGGGGUCAGGGGAGAGCUGGAGGAGCACCAGCUCCAAAACAAGGAAAAACAGAUCUUCAAGCAAUCACCAAGCCAGUCACCAAGCCAAAGGAAGCACCACAAGAGAGGGUCACCUGCCCACUGUGUAAAGCAGAGCUCAACGUGGGCUCCAAGGAACCUUCCAACUACAACAACUGCACCACCUGUAAACAACAGGUCUGCAAUAUGUGUGGGUUCAACCCAACUCCUCACCUGGUGGAGAAAAAUGAGUGGCUGUGCUUGAACUGCCAAACCAAGAGGUUGCUAGAAGGAAGCCUGGGAGACCCCGCUCCCAUGCCACUGCCUACCCCAAAGCAUCAGCCAACAGGGUCUCCACGACACCAAGCAGGGUUGGCCAGUCAGCAACCGAGAGGGCCACCUGUCCCGGGUCAGCAAGCGGGACCUCCGCCAGACAGUCAGAUCUCCCAGACCAAACAACUCAGGGCUUCAGAACAAAGCAAGUUUCAAGCAACCCCCCAGGAGAAAAAAACCACCGCUCCAGCUGAAGAAAAACAAGUGCCGAAGCCACCUGCAGAGUCUCCAAAGCUUUCUGAUCUUCCAAAGGCAAAGAGUCUGGCAAGUAAACCCGAAACAGCCAUCAAAGAAAGCAAGACAGUCACAGAGGUUCAAAAAGUGAGAGACCAGGAGGACACAACCAAGCCUUAUCCCCAUGACCUGUCCCGGAGCCCACAAAGCCUGAGCGACACUGGCUAUUCGUCAGAUGGGAUAUCCAGCUCCCAGAGCGAGAUCACCGGCCUCGUGCAACAGGAGGAGGAACAACUGAAUGGGGCCGGGGUGGUGAAGCAGAGCCCUCCAAGUCCUUCGGAACUCACCAAACUGGAAAGCAGCAUGCGUCCGCUCCUGGAACCAAAGGGAGCUCCUCCGGCCCCGGGAGAGCGGGGGAAAACGGUCCAGGAGCUACGAGAAGAACAGAGGAAGAGGCAGAGACCCCGAUCCCUCUCCAUAACCCCUGAGGCCUUCGAUUCUGACGAAGAAUUGGAAGACAUCGUGGAAGAGGAUGAAGACUCUGCCGAGUGGGAGAACCAGAGAGACCCAAGAGACACUGCUGAGUCGUCAGAUGACUUUGGCAGCCAAUUGCGUCAUGAUUACGUGGAAGAUAGCAGUGAGGGAGGGCUUUCCCCACUCCCAACCAGACAACCAGCCAAAGAACCCGCAGUGGUCACAGAUGAGGAAUUUAUGAGGAGGCAGCUUAUGGAAAUGAGUGCCGAAGAGGAUAAUCUCGAGGAUGAUGAAGAUGCGAAGUAUGAUCGGGCAAAAUACAGUGCGGUGAAAAGCAGCCCCAAGCCAGAUGCAGAGAAAGGCAAAGAGCCCAGUGUCCCAAAGAGGAGAUUGCCUCACAAUGCCACCACUGGUUAUGAAGAAGAGAGGAAGGACAUGGCAGCUGUUGAGCCCGACGAUGUGACGGCCUCUCAGGGCGGGCUGCGCCGCUUCAAGACCAUUGAGUUGAAUAGCACCGAUGGUUACAACCGAGAGAUGGAGAUGAGCCAGGAGACCGACAUCAGCUUGGACAGAGAACCAGAACUGGAGAUGGAGAGCUUGACGGGCUCCCCCGAAGAUAGGUCAAGAGGAGAAUAUUCAUCCACCUUGCCAGCCACCACGCCCAGCUACACAUCAGGGACCUCCCCGACAUCCAUUUCCUCUCUAGAAGAUGACAGCGAUAGUAGCCCUAGUCGCAGGCAGAGGCUGGAGGAGGUUAAACAACAGAGGAAAGCCCGGCAUCGCUCCCACGGGCCUUUGCUCCCGACUAUAGAAGACUCCUCAGAAGAGGAAGAGCUCCGGGAGGAAGAGGAGCUUCUUCGGGAACAGGAAAAGAUGCGGGAGGUGGAGCAACAGCGCAUCCGCAGCACUGCCCGGAAAACCAAACGGGACAAGGAAGAGCUGAGGGCCCAGAGAAGGAGGGAGCGAUCCAAAACUCCGCCGAGCAACCUCUCCCCCAUCGAGGACGCAUCUCCGACAGAGGAGCUCCGGCAGGCCGCCGAGAUGGAAGAGUUGCAUCGGUCCUCCUGCUCGGAGUAUUCCCCCUCUAUCGAUUCGGAAGCCGAAGGAUUCGACGUGAUCGCCUCCAAGCUGUACAAGUCUGGGAGCGAAUAUAACCUGCCCACUUUUAUGUCUCUCUACUCCCCGACGGAAAAGACGUCCAGUAGCUCGAGUUACCCCUCCAGCAAGCCUCUGAAAAGCGCUGAAGAAGCCUACGAGGAGAUGAUGAGGAAGGCUGAAAUGAUGCAGAAACAGCAAGGCCAACAGUUGCAACAGAACGUGGCCUACAGCAGCAGCUACCAGCAGGCGGGUUAUCGAAGCUCCAAUCUGGGUCCAAGUAGUUUUGAAUACCAGUACAUAGAUGAGUAUGAGUACGAAAGUGGCCCGAUGGGGUCAUCUCAGCCUAGAUUUCAGAACGAAUUAGCUAAGCCGGGAGCCGUGUACGAGGAAAUCCUUCAGACCUCGCAGAGUAUUUCCCGAAUGCAUCAGACUUCAUCACGCGAUCUGGCUUUCCAAGAGGAAAAGAAGAAGAAAGGGAGAGAAGAGACCUAUCAGGAGAAACAGUUUCUGAAUGCAGAGAGCGCUUACGCUGAGCUGAUGAAGCAGAACGGUGGCCCACUCACUCCCGGCACCAGCCCCACCCAGCUGGCGGCUCCUGUGUCCUUCUCGUCUUCGGACGGCGGGGGAGGCCGAGUCAUUCCCGACGUCCGAGUCACCCAGCAUUUUGCAAAAGACGUUCAAGAGCAGCUCAAGCUUCACGGCUCCCCCGAUUCCCCGGUCUCUGUUUCCAAGGGGGUGACCUCCCCUUACACGUACAGCCAGGGGCCCGGCACGGUCACCACCCUGGCUGCCAGCCCGGCAAGCAUCCCACGGAUUUACAGCUCCCCACCUUCACUGAGCGACACAGACGGGUCAGCUCUGACCUCUGCCGGCAGAACGUUGGGCCAGGCUCAGAUCCCCACAGGUUAUGGCUCCCAAACCGAAGAGCCACCCAAACCCAAGAGCGCUGCCGACACUGGGGGGACGUCAGCAAGAGAGAAGCUUCAGGGCCUGAGUGACGCCAAGUCCGGCGUUCCUAUGUCCUCCAAAGGCUACUCGUACUUCAAAAGCUCAAGCCCUCCUCUUUCCCCUACUUCUCCAACCGAAAGUCCCCCUCAUGCUGUGAGGAUCGGUCCGGGGGCGGGCCUCAAGUCCACUGCCGAAUUCUCCACUCAAACUCAAAGCACGAUGCUUUCCGUAGAUGCCCCCGGUAGCCCAGGUAGCUCAACAACAUCUUCUAUGGUAGCUCAGGGGACCCAGACCCCUCAUCGCUCCAGUUCUCCUCGACUUACGAGGCAGCAGUCCUCUCAAGAGUCUCCCUUUAUGGUCAUCACAUUAGCGUCGGAUGCGGCUAGCCAAACCAAGAUGGUGAACGCGAGUUCUUCCACCUCCCCGGCCACAUCUCCGACCGGACUCCCACCGACGAUCCACGGCUUCAGUCAGACGGUGCUGAAUGCAGCGCAGAUGCAGCAGGAGCCGCUGCAGCCCAGCUUCCCCAGGGCCCAAGGCAUGUUAGAGAGGACCCCCAUUUCCAGUAGCGUGGUUCAUAUGAAUGUGGCGAAAAUCCACGCGGCUCCUGCUGUUGACGGUGCUGUUGGGAUGUACGGUUGGGCUUCGCUGCCCCCCGAGAACAUCUCCCUGUGCAGGAUAUCGUCCGUUCCUGGGACAUCCCGGGUGGAACCGGGACCCAAACUGCCAAGUAGCACUGCCGUAGACCUCCGGACUGCUAUCAAGUCGGCCCCGAUCAUUAUAACGGACCAAGGCAUGGACCUGACCUCCCUCGCCACCGAGGCCAGGAAGUACUGCCUCACCCUGGAUCAGGCCUCUAGUCGGCAGUCAACCACCAUCCAACCUUUAAUCAUCAACCUCAACGCCCAAGAACACCCCCAUGCCUUCCUCGGCUCAUCCACCACCGUCAGCAUCACUGUCGCCUCAUCCAUGCUCGUGUCGCAGCCCAAGCUACCUGUGGUCUAUGGGGAUCCUUUCCAGAACAGGAUCGACUUUGGGCAAGGGACGGGCAGCCCGGUAUGCUUGACACAGAUCAAGCAGGUGGAACAGGCGGUUCAGACUGGCCCCUACAGGGGAAGCGCGCCCGGCAUCUCUCCUCCCCGCGGAAAGCCCGAAGAUGCUGGCGGCCCCCAGCCAACCAAAUUUGCGCGCUACAACUUGCCCAAUCAGAUGGCACCUGGGAUCAAAAAAGAGGUGCUGCUCACUCAGCCAGGCACCGCCCAGAAUGUUGGCCUCAAGCAAUUUCCCCAGGAUCCGGGCCCGGAUGUGUUCAGGGCCACUCCGGUGGAGCCCAAGGUGCCUAGUCUGCCCGUAAACCUUGGGGGGAAGAAACCCCAUGUCAUGAUGGUGCAGGUGGAUGACCUGGCGGCAAAUCCAGUCACCAAGCUGGUCAAAGAAGAGCCAUCCCCCAGUGCCCUGGAUCUCACUGGGAUCAAGUCCGAAAGCCAGGUGGCCUGCUGUGAUGUGGUCUACAAAUUCCCCUUUGGCAGUAGCUGCACCGGGACUUUCAACCCUCCCCCGAAGAUUCCUGCCAAAGGCGCCGUGGAUCCCGCCCAGCCAAGCAAAGCUAGCGUCCCGUACUAUGGGACCCGAGACCAGGAGCUCCCGGAGCCCUAUCCCUACAGAGAGCAAGCUUUCGGGAGCCAGGGUCUGUACGAGGAGCCGAAAUAUUACCCCCCGAACCUUAUGGGUAGACUCUACUCGUCCAUGUCUGACACCAACCUAGCAGAAGCUGGCUUGAAUUAUUACCCCAGUAAAAGUGAGCCCCUCUUCCAGUCCCCCGGAGGAGACGCCGCCAUGGAUCUGACAACCAUGAAGCAUUCAUACAGCAUCAGCUUCACCGAGGGGGGCUACCUUGGGCACGGCAUGCAGUACGGUUCCUUCACGGACCUCAGACAGCCCUCAGACCUGUUAAGUCACCCCUUGCCCAUGAGGAGGUACAGCUCCACGUCCAACAUCUACUCAGAUUACCGGUACUCCCCCCGAGGAGAGCUGUCAGGGUUCCAGGAAUCCAGCCUGGCUCAGUACAGUGCUACGACCGCCCGGGAAAUCAGCCGGAUGUGCGCGGCCCUCAACUCUAUGGAUCAGUACGGAGGCAGGCACACCAACAGCCCUGACCUCCUGCAGUACGGUCCCAGCGCUGGACCGGGGGGCCUCCCCGCUCAGCAAGGCCUCGCCGCUGGCAAACCCAACAUGAUGUAUAAUCCCAACUUCCCCGAGGGCCGCCAGAGCUAUGGAAACCUGGCUCAGUACAGUCUCCCCGGGGGACGGAUGGGGACCGUCAGGCAGAUGUUCCCUUCAACCGCCACGGUCCGAGCUGCGGAUGGGAUGAUUUACUCAACCAUCAAUACCCCCAUUGCUUCCACUCUUCCCAUCACCACCCAGCCGGCGUCGGUGAUGCGGCCCAUGCUCCGAGGCCUGUACAGGCCCUAUGCCCCAGGCAGCAUUGCAGCGGUGCCUCUGGCGAGCCUGACCAGAGUACCUCUGGUGGCUCCCAGGGUUCCGCUUGCCCCUCAAGGGGUGUACCGCUAUUCUCCACCUAGCAGGUUCACAGCUGUCACGACGACCCAGGUGAUGGAAACGCCAAUGUACCUGGGGAAACCUGUGGGCACCACGGCGGCCAGCACGGGCGGAACAGGCGGGAGCCCCAGCCCAGCCAGCAAGCCUCCGUCCCUGCCCGCGGGGAGCUUGCAGAGGCCGGAGCAGGCCGGUGGAGGCUCUCGGGAGGAGACCUUGAUGGCUUCUGGGGUUCAGAGCGUCCCCAAAGAGGCCGGGCCACCUCAGCUGCUUCCGCCCGGCCAGAAACAGCCAGGCGAGGGCCCUCCGGGCAAAGGGAGUGCCGAGAAGGAGGAGAAGGACAAGGAAGAGGAACGCCAGAGAAAGCAGCAGGAGCACAUCCUGCAGAUUGAGAGAGAGAGGGUGGAGCUAGAGAAGCUGAGGCAACUAAGGCUCCACGAAGAGCUGGAGAGGGAGCGGGUGGAGCUGCAGCGCCACCGGGAGAAGGAGCAGAUGUUGGUCCAGAGGGAGAUUCAGGAGCUGCAGUCUAUCAAGCACCAGGUCCUGCAGCAGCAGCAGGAGGAGCGCCAGGCCCAGUUUGCCUUACAAAGGGAACAGCUGGCCCAGCAGCGCCUGCAGCUGGAGCAGAUUCAGCAGCUCCAGCAGCAGCUGCAGCAGCAGCUGGAAGAGCAGAAGAGGCAGAAGACUGCCUUCCCCCCCGGGUGCGAUCCCUCGGGGAGGAUCCCUCCCCAGGCGGUGACGGAGAUCGCCAUGGAAAUGCAGAGGACCCUGGCCCAAAACGGCCAGUACUGGCCCCCCGGAAACCAAGCGUUCAUGGCAGCAGCAGCCGUGGGCCAGGAAGCGGCAGCCCCGGCUCGAUACCCUGGCGCCCAGAGGCCGCUCACCAACUCAGCCUCGGAAAUGUCCCUGCAAACCGAAGAACACUGGGAAGCCAACAGGGGGAUAAAGAAGAGACACUCGAUGCCUCGCCUCAGGGAUGCUUAUGAGGCGGAGGAAGGGCACGAGCCCUACGUCGUCAAGAAGAUCGCCGACAGCAGCGUGCAGACCGACGAGGAGGAUGGGGAAGAGCGCUACUUCAUGUCGCGGAGGCGCCGGGCCAGGCGGAGCACCGACUGCAGCGUCCAAACGGAUGACGAGGACAACGCCGAGUGGGAGCAACCUGUGCGUCGACGUCGCUCGCGGUUCUCCCGCCACUCGGACUCGGGUUCCGACAGCAAGCACGACCCCUCGAAAGGCACGUCCAGCGUCGGCAUCCAGACCAUCAGCGACUGCUCUGUGCAGACCGAGCCCGACCAGCUGCUCCGGGUCUCCCCCUCCAUUCACAUCACCACUCCGGACCCGCGGGUGGAGAUCGUCAAGUACAUAUCAGCUCCAGAAAAGACCCAGCGAGGAGAGAGCCUCGCCUGCCAGACCGAGCCCGAAGCCCAGGCCCAGGGAAUCGUGGUACCUCAGCUCACUGUGCCUACAACAAUCACCCCUUAUACGUCGAACAUCCAGAUUGUAACCACGGGGCCCUUAGACCCCAACGACAUGAGGCAGCAAGGCUUAGGGAAAAAGAAACCGGAUCCUCUGGAAAUUGGUUACCAGUCCCACUUGCCGACUGAUUCUCUUUCCCAGCUGGUGACCCGGCAGCCACCGAAAUCCCCCCAAGUCCUCUACUCGCCCGUCUCUCCCCUUUCCCCACACAGGCUCCUGGAAUCUUCCUUCACUUCCAGUGAGAGGCUGAACAAGGCCCACGUGACUCCGCAGAAGCAUUUCACCACGGACGCUGCUCAGCGCCAGCAGACCCUACCUCGUCCGAUGAAAACCAUGCAAAGGUCACUGUCUGACCCCAAGCCCAUCAGCCCGACCGCAGAGGAUUCAGCUAAAGAGAGAUUCUCCCUCUACCAGCACCAGUUGCUCCAAGGCAGCCAGAUUUCUACUUUGCAGUCCAACACCCUCGUCCGGAAGGUAAAGCGAACCCUGCCCAGCCCCCCUCCAGAAGAACCUCACCUUCCUCUUCCCAGCCAAGCCCAUUCCCAGAUGUACUUGCCAAGCCUCAUCCAGAAGGGAAUAGGAGUGCCGACUAUUCAGGUGACCAAAGCCAGUCUUCUCAAGGAGCUGGAUCGGGACCUGAAGCUAGUGGAGCACGAGUCCACCAAGCUCCGCAAGAAGCAGGCCGAGCUGGAUGAAGAAGAGAAAGAAAUUGAUGCCAAGCUGAAGUAUCUGGAAUUGGGGAUCACACAAAGGAAAGAAUCUCUGCUCAAAGACAGAGGCACCCGCGAUUAUCCCUAUUUGAGAUGCCUUGGAGAAAAUCGGGAUUACAUGUCUGAUAGCGAACUCAACAAUUUGCGCCUUUCCAACUAUGAGAGCAGCAGCCUCCUCACAAGACCUAGUACUGCCCCAGCAAACCAAUAUUCUGACUUUUCAGCCACUCAGUAUACGUCAGCCUCUUCCUAUACGCCAUACCAGUACCCUCCUGGGCAGGCGGCUCCCCCGGGCACUGCCCCUUUCCAAGCCAACCGUUUUCAGGCUCCCCAGUACCCCGUUGCCAGCAACGGACCAGCUCAGAAUGGCUUCCAGGCCAACCAUGGGCCUACCUAUCCCGCCCAAGGUACAUAUCAAGCUCACGGCUUCCCUCAGAGCGCAGGAUUCCAGUCAGAACUGGGCAUGCAGAGCCAUCAGGGAUUUCGGCCUUCCAAUCACUAUCAGCCCCAGACGACAUAUCCAAACCAAAUUCCUGGCCCACCAGCUCAGAACGCUCUCUUCCCAGGCCAGGAUGACAGUCAUACUUCCCAUCAGAAACCAAGGCAGACAUCCUUAGCAGAUUUAGAGCAAAAGGUCCCUACCAAUUAUGAAGUGAUUGCCAAUCCCACCGUGGUGAUUUCCUCAGCGACUUCAGAGCCUGCAUACAGUACGCCUCCUGCAGUGACCAGCAGCUAUGACCAGUAUAAGGCAUCAGACUCGAGGUCAGGUGAUAGGAGCAGCGUGACCCAGAGUCCCUCAGCCGGAUAUUCUUCGGAAUCGCUCUAUACCAAUCUGGAGCAGAAUAUUCCUCGCAACUACGUGAUGAUCGAGGACAUCAGCGAGCUGACAAAGGAGAGCUCUGGAACAGAGAGCCAGAAGCCAGAGCCACAGUCGCAAAGCGGCAAUGGCCGUCACAAGGAGAAGGCUGACCUGAUGGACCCAGAGGGGUUGAGCAUGCCUUGCUGCUACUCCAAAGGAGAAGAAGAAUCUGAAGAAGACCUGUAUGACCACCACAGCUCCGACCAUCGAGGGAAAGGCAGCUACCAUCGGGGCUCAGAAAGCAAUGGAAGGAUAUCCGGGAGUGGUGGAGGAAGCUCUUAUUACUACGGGGAGAAUGAGUACAGGCACUCCUCUAGGGCUGAGAAACAUGGGUCAGUCGCGGGAGUGCAGAAACAUCCAUCUAAAAACCUGGCCCCGGCUGUGGUAUCGUCAAAACGCAGCAAACACAGGAAACAGGGCAUGGAGCAGAAAAUCUCCAAGUUCUCUCCCAUAGAAGAAGCUAAAGAUGUCGAGUCCGACCUGGCUUCUUAUCCCACCACAACCUCGGUCAGCAGCAGCGUUUCCUCCAGGGGAAAGAAGUUUCAAGAUGAGAUCACCUAUGGCCUCAAGAAAAAUGUGUAUGAGCAGCAGAAGUACUACGGGGCUGGGUCCAGCAGGGAUAUGGAGGAAGAUGACAGAGUGUACAGCAGUAGCAGCAGAUCCAGGUUGUCCUCCAGUUAUGGCGGAGACAAGUCGUCGAGCCACGACGUGAGCAGUAGAAGCAAGUCCUAUGAAAGGGAGAGAGAGAGAGAGAGGGACAGAGAGAGAGAGAGGGACAGAGAGAGCAUGGAGAGAUCUCAAAAAGUGAGCUCAAAGCCCUCUUCCCUGAGCAUGUCUCAAAGUCGGGGCCGCCCCCCUAUUCGCACACAGGCCUCUGAAGAGGAAAGCCCCAUCAGUCCUUUAGGAAGGUCAGUGGGUGUUUCCCGUUCUUCAGGGGGACCCCUCCCUCAGAGUACUGGGGAGAGCUGUUCGCAGUUCUGCUCCAGCCACUCGCUGCCUGAUGUUCAAGAACACAUAAAAGAUGUGCCAAGGAACCAUUCUUAUAAACACGAAGAGGGUUACGUCAUGGAUGAUUCACACUGUGUGGUUUCGGACAGCGAAGCUUAUCAUUUGGGUCAGGAGGAGACAGAUUGGUUUGAUAAACCGAGGGAAGCUCGUUCAGAGAGGUUGAGGCACCACGGUGGCCACUCCUCUUCGGCCCAGAAAAGGCCCCCGGUCAAACACACCUACCACGAUUAUGACGAGCCUCCAGAAGAGGAUAUGUGGCAGCAUGACGAUGGCUCUCAGGCGCGUCAUCCUUCUUCCAAAGAACACAGGCACCACGGGGACUAUGGCAGACACUCCUCGGCGCCCCCCUCUUCCCGCCACCCGAGUGAAGAGCCGCCCCGGAGGUCAUCAAAGCAAUAUCCCCGAGAUCAGGGGCGCCACGAGCCCCGCCCACACUCGCAACCAACUUCUCAGAAGAAGGCCCAACCGGGGGACAUGAGGGCACAGCCCGGCUAUCCCUCCGGCUCCUCUGAGUAUGCUCCACAAUCCCGCCAUCCAUCCGCUUACCACCAUUCCUCAGAGUCCAAGAAACCACUGAGACAAGUGCAGCAAGGGGCCCCGGCUCAACAACAAAAGCAAGAGCCCCCACCCCAUCACCCACAACAGCAGCAAGCAAGGCAGCAGCAACCCGGGUCGCAGCAACAGCCACAACCGCAGCAGCAAUUAGCCAGACAGCAACAGCAGACAGCAAGGCAACAACAGCAGCCACAGCAGCAGCAGCAGCAGCAGCAGCAGACAGGCCAUGGCCAGCAACCACUUCAGCAACAGCAGCAGCCACAGCAGCCACAGCAGCAACCAUCCCAAGCUAGGACCCAGCAGCAGGUGCUGCAAGGGCAACCAUCGUCACGGACGCAGCAGCCACAGGCUGCCCAAACCCAACAGACGGGGAAACCACAACCAAGCCACCAUCCGCAAGCGGGGGCUCUACAAACAGGACCACCCAAAGCUGAGCAAACGGAGAGCUCCAAACCAACAGCAAAAGUGCCACAGCCGGGGAGACCACCCCAAACACAACCCCAGGGAACUGCAGGAGCAGGCAUAAAAGUGGGUCAGAAGCUUGGAGGCGUUCCACCAGCUUCUGGAGCCCCCACCGGCCAGCCCGGAGUUGAUGGAGAGAGUGUGUUCUCCAAGAUCCUUCCUGGAGGAGCAGCAGAGCAAGCAGGCAAACUGACCGAAGCUGUGUCUGCUUUUGGCAAGAAAUUUUCCUCGUUCUGGUGAACCAGCUCCACAGAGAGUUUGGGAAGUGAACGGAAAUAGAGUCAUUGACGUGGAAAAACCUAUGAAGAAAUUAAUAGAUUCAACCCGCAGCUUAAGACUCUGGGUAUAACACAUUUGAAAUCACGGAAAAUCCUAGGCUGUUCCUAUGAUUAAAGACCCAAAUCCAGGACCUAGUGUGACAGUGACAGUGUGCUUUGUCAGCUGGACUCACCAGAGUGAGGUAUCUGUCUGGACAAUCCAAACCCAAAUCUCCCUCCGAAGCUUUGAAUUGAUCCCCAAAGACAGCUUCAGAAAUGACCCUUUCUCCUCUGGGAUGUGCCGUGGCUGGAGUGAGCUGUCCUCCAAGGCAGUCACACUGUGAGACUUGGCUUUAGGAAAAUUUGCAGAGCGGGGUCCUGUUUGAGACUGUAAAACAGCUUGGGUUUUUCCUCUGCCAUUGGAGAAGACUCCUUGAACCUCCAAAGACAGCUUCCCCGCCGAGGGCUCCUUCGUGCUGAGGAGAGCCUGAAGCCUAGGGGUUAUACACAGAGUUACAGUGCAAACUGACUGAAUCUUCACUCAUCAAUCUUCAUAGGUUUUUUCCACACUCUUGGAGAUGGGUUUGAAGUUGAGGGCUGGGAGCUGAGUGCUCCGUUUUCCUUCACAUUCCAGUCUGCCCCAUCGAUCCCUCCACAUGCACGGUGUUCUUCUACUCUUACCGUCUCAGCGAUGGACACGUGGUCCAAAGAGCGAUCUGUGGGAUUAAGAGAACUUAAAAAAACUAGGACCUAACACUGUUUCAUUACUGAAAUAAGAGGCCAUAGGACUCUGAAAGGCAGCACCUAAACUGGCUGACUUUUUCUGAAACAAAAUGCUGGCCAGGAGUGUCUGUCAGCCAUCCCAAGGCCAUCACUAAGCCAUUGUAAAGCAUUUGAGUGGCAGCGCUCGCCACAGUUACCUUCUUAUGUUCCGUAUGCCUGGGGGUUUAUUUUGGUUUCAAGACUAGCCUUAACCAUUCCAGUUUUAUUUACGUGUAUACCUCAUAAACAUUUUUCUUUUAUUCUUUUUAGUUGAUGUUGAACUCUUUCCUCUUUGCUUUGUAACUGGUUAUCACAGGAUGUUGUCUGUCAAAGCAAUAGAGUGCAGUAGGCUUUAAAGAGCACAAUUCAGUGUGACAAGAUCAGGAGAGUUCGCCUCUGCCAUUCUCCUUCCUUUUACUGUGCAAUUCAAGUCCUUCCUAAGCCAUUUCCAGUGGGCAUGCUCAGACCAAAAAAAAUAAUAAAAAAUGAAAUAAAUGUUGUUUAACCUGCCAGUGUGGGGUUCCUAAAACCAUAAUGCAGUAGAGCAAAAGGAAACCCAAGGCAGCAGCUUGUUAUCCUGAAGAAACUGAGCAAGGUUAACGUACAACUUUCACAUGGGUGAUUACGUCUCCUGCCAGCCUCUUUCAUGCUGAGCAUGCUCAAAACAACAGUUCAGUGGUCUAAUCCAUUGGCGCUUCCUUUCAUCCUGGGUAACAGCAAACAAGUCUCAUUUCUAAUGUUCUAUGCAAUGGAAUACAAAAAUUAAAAAAAAACUGUUAUUUAAUAAAUUCAAUGUUAUGUAUAAGGAUUUAAUUGCAAAUGUGCUAUUGAGAAACUGGAUAGAUAUAUUUAUAUCUAACAACUGUGUGUAUGAAGUUUCAAUUAGUGGCAUGUUCGAUCCAUUUUGAGGGACACUUUGCCAAAGGGUAGCCAUGUAGCCUGUAACUGUCUCCUGUCCUGUAGUAGAGCAUGGCUUGCUACCUCUUUGCACGGUUUCAUCUACUUUAAAUGCUUGCGGUUCUUUGCUCGGAGUUCUUUUCUCAUCAGUUCCUCAUCUUUACUGAAUGCUUUUAGCAGAUUUAUGCACUUGUUAUUGAAGAACUGUCAGCAACAACCAAUAUUAGAGGCAUUAUCCUAGAGAAAGACCCCCAAAUGGUCCCAGUGGAUGGUGACUCUCUGGCAGAAAGCUUUCUUCUUUCAGGCAAUCACUAGUUCCUUCAUGGAGUGUGCAGUGCAGAAUUCCCCCAGCCAUUUCAGAAUGUUGCCCUCCAAUUGUGCUUGACGUCCCCACUCUCCCAUACAAGAGCAAAAACUACAUGCCAAAUCUCUCCCCCCUGACCCCCCAACCCUCCAGCCCCCAAACCAACCAAACAAACAAACCCAUCCCUGCCGAGAAGCUGGAGCGAGUCUGGCAAUGGAGGUGACCCGAUUCAGAAAAUGGUUUGAGCAUUUCUGGAAACCUAUUGUAGAAUUGCUAUUAGCAAAACCAAGUUCAUCCUUCCUCUCUCGGCCCUAAACCCAAGACUCCACUGCUAACUCAAGAACCACUCUCUGCGAGUUGGAGCAGUCCUGGAGCAGUCCUGCCUGCUGGUUUCAGUGGUGCUCGGUGUUCACAGAGGCUUGGCAGACCAGACCGUGGGUCAUUCCUAGAGCAGUCGAUGCUCUGGAAGAUGAGGUGUGUACAGGCUCCUCAUUCCACCCCUACCUCCCCAAGCUGAAGAAUCGGGGACUCAGUGUUAGAUUCCUUCUCCGUUGGUUGGCAAAAAUGAGACCUCUUAAGAGAUGUUCAUGUCUUGCCCAUACUUGGGGCUUUGAAAUCACCCCCUAAGGCUUUAAAAGGAGGACGAUUGGAAGGGGACCGGAAGAAGAACUUGGGUUAUGAAGUCCAGUGCUGGGUGCCGAACUUUAGAGUCGGAAAAUGAAUGGACAAGAAGAUAAGCCACCGUGUCUGAAAUUGGCCGGGGAGGCUUCCGGGCGGGCGAGCCCCUUGAGCUAUGGUAGCGAAGGCAAGAGCCCUCUGCCAGCCCAUGCCCCUUUUUCAUGAGCCAUCGCCUUCAGCCAGGCCUGUGAAGUCACCCGGAGCCCAAGGCAGAUCAGAUGAGCUGAAUCAAUGACUGGUUUUCCUCCAAAAUCUUUCGGUUUGAACCAAAUUCUUAUGAAUUCUUAUUUGAACCACAAUUCUUAUGCUUUCCGGCAAUGCCCAAACCUUCACCAGUGAAACAUUUCCAGCCUCUCCAAGGCUAAAGCUUCUGGGCACGGAAUGGGUCCCUGGUGGUAUUCGGCCAUAUGUUCAUCCUGGGCAAAGACUGAUCGAUCACUGUAGUCUCCCCGCUCACGUGAGGAUUUGAGCACCAGGCAGUGGGAGCUUCAAGCCUCUGGGGGUCCUAUUAGACCCAUCCGCUUGCUUUCUGGUUCCUCUGUUCUAAAUCAGAAGACGAGGACUGGGCUGGCCCAGUUCUGGCUCAGAAUGAAACAAGUGGCAAAUGCAUCAGCUCAUUUUGUUUGCUACGCUGCAGAAUUGGAGUGGGGUGAGGCGGUGACUGGACGGGCCUUCCCCUUGCCUUAUAUGGGCCCAAACAAGCAGGGAAAUGGGGCCUGGGAUCCUGGAGGGGAUUUGGGCCAGAGCAUCAAGACUGGGAGAGGGACACAGAGGAUAUUAGCCCUACAUCCCUCAUGUGAACCAUGUCAGAUAGAUGGGGACGAAAUGACUCUGCCAUCAAAAAUCGAUGAUUUGGUGGCCCAUUUCCAAUAGCUUGCCAGUCUCUGUAUAGUGGACUGGGAUCAUUUGGGACAACAUUUUUGAUAACAGGUCCCCCACAGUGACUAAGGCCACAGAGACUUAACCUCCCUCGACCCCUCAGUGAUCAGCGCUCCAAAGGCAAGAUCAAGGUCCCAAAUCCGGGGGAGCUGUAGGAAAGGGGGAAGCACAGGCUGCUAAUGCAUCAGAAAAGGUCCUGCCUGUUCUAGUGUCAGUCAGGGUCUGAGAUUUCACCACAACGAAAUUCACUUUUUAGAACAGUCUGUGAGCCUGUGACAUACUGACGUACAUUCACACUCCCUGGCGAAAUGUAACAAUUCUAAGAACAAUACCUUGUGUGGAAAUAGCACCUUUCUUAAGUAGCUCAGUUCACUGUGUACACGAUCUCACGCACACACUCUCCUCUUUAAAACCGCUAGGGGAUCCGCUGAUUCUCCCUGGCUUAACUGAUGGGGAAACUGAUGUGAAGAGAGACUCAGUGACUUGCCCCAGGUCACGGAGCAAGAACAAGCAGCAGAACUGGGUAGAGGGAUCCUUUCUUGGCGAAGCCUCAGCAUAGAAAAGGGCUCUUCCCCUCCAUUUUUCGCUUCUGUGUCGAGCUUGGAUUGUGUGCAUAGUCAGUUGCUGCCAGAAAACCCUCCGCUUCAUGUCAUCCUUCACCCCAGCUGGAGCUUUAUGGCAGACUCUUUGGGAACAGAUCGAUUCGGGAGUUUAUCCAUUCUACAAAAAAAGCUGAAAGAGAAAAAUCAGCCAAAUGGGAACAGCAGCACUAGGACUAUGGCUAGUAUCUGAAACCACACCACUUCAGGGAGCCAAUAGCGAACUGGGACGUUGACCAGAGCUGUAAAGGGGCAGGCUUGGUUGGUGCCUGACUUUUGGUCACCCGUGGCAAGAGAGCAGAGGUCCUGCAGAGGGCCAAAUGCUGGGGGCAUCGCCGAGAAAGAAGGGCCCAGUCAGUACUUUGGAUCUUGAAAGUGAAAGUGAGUGGCAGCCCUACUGCCAAGCUCCCACCCCCUUUCUCACACAUGCUGUCUUUCUACAGAGGGCCCUUCCCUGCUACCAAUGAGGAAUUGGCACCCUCCCUAACCCUCCCACCCUCUGGCAGUAUCAUAAGAAUAAUAAGGAAGAUGAGAAGAGUGAGUUCUGUUAAGCGCUUACUAUGUGGCAAGCACUGUACUGAGCACUGGGGUAGCUGUAAGACUGCCUCCAAAGGCAAGCGUCUCCGCAGGUAGACAGUAUAGCGUUUCCCCUGUCCACAGGCCUCUCACUACAGCUCUUGGUUAAGUGCUCUCAGCAAACCCGACCAAAACUGUAAUUUCCCUUCCCUGUCCCCAGUGAGCGCAGGAGGCCUACCGAGGAAAAAAAAAUAAAUAUAAGCAUGGACCCGAUAUUGAACUUUAUGUAUCAAUUACUGCCUUUGGGUGGUAGGCAUGGGAUUAGUUGGUAAUUUUCACCACAAAGAGCUAAGAAAUCAGGAAUGCUCAGAGAAGACUUAAGUUUCUGUUCUCUCACGAGACAGCAGGCGUCUCCAGCGGCAGUGCCCUCUAUUUCAGCAGCCACAGUCGUUCCCAGGGAGUCACUGAAAUGACCAGGUGCAUAGUCUGAUGAUACUCCAGGGCCCUGUCCCCUGCAAGUUGUGUCAGCCGGGGCUGCUAUAACCCCCUCCAUUCCCUUCAUUGUAAAUACUUGUACAGUGUGUAAAUCUUACGUGGUAACAAGAACGAAUCUGAAUAACAGCAACUAGUGUUGGGGAUUUCAUCUCACACACCAGCACACCUGCCAACUCUUGCUUUUGUGUUCCAAAACAAAGGAAAAAACAAUCUGAUAAAAUGCCUUGUGUUUGUGGCUGGCUAAUUUAGACCGUGGGAUUUAAACAAACAUCUCUUCUGAAGUGUAGCAGUCUGUAGAGUUGUUGUGGAUUUCCUAUCCCCUUUUGCCUGGCAGCUUCCAUGUAUUUUUUUUUGGUUGUUUAAUAUUUCUUUAUUUUUGGAGGGGGAGGGGUAUUGUAUAAAGUCCAACAAACAAGUUUACAGUUGUAAGUGCAAUGAUCUAAAUCCUAUAUAUGAACAUUGUAAAUUGUGUGUAUGUCCUGCUGUGCUCUGUGAGAACUUGUAGUAUUUCAAUGUACCAACUCAUGUAUUGUGACUCAGUAUGAGAAGUUGCCCCUACAAGGUAUUUCUGUGAUAACAGAAUAAAAGGACUUGAUAUAAGGUA
Tachyglossus aculeatus (Australian echidna) is the source of this 18207-nucleotide messenger RNA. RefSeq names its product bassoon presynaptic cytomatrix protein (gene BSN). Gene Ontology annotation, biological process: protein localization to synapse; presynaptic active zone assembly. Gene Ontology annotation, molecular function: metal ion binding; structural constituent of presynaptic active zone. The transcript is spliced from 12 exons. The coding region runs from base 1 to 12456 and encodes 4151 amino acids. Gene Ontology annotation, cellular component: glutamatergic synapse; GABA-ergic synapse; axon. The record is from RefSeq and is a predicted model, not a curated record. NCBI's taxonomy places the organism in Eukaryota, Metazoa, Chordata, Mammalia, Monotremata, Tachyglossidae.